AUGGAGAUGAGCAACAUGAGGAACAUGAGGAACAUGAGGUGCUUGCGGGAAAUGUUGACGAUUAUCUGUAUAAUUAAGGUGAUGAAAAUGUGUCAUGGUGGAGGUAUUGUGUUGGGGAUGUGUCAUGGUGGAGGUGUUGUGUUGGGGAUGUGUCAUGGUGGAGGUAUUGUGUUGGGGAUGUGUCGUGGUGGAGGUAUUGUGUUGGGGAUGUGUCAUGGUGGAGGUGUUGUGUUGGGGAUGUGUCGUGGUGGAGGUAUUGUGUUGGGGAUGUGUCGUGGUGGAGGUAUUGUGUUGGGGAUGUGUCAUGGUGGAGGUAUUGUGUUGGGGAUGUGUCAUGGUGGAGGUAUUGUGUUGGGGAUGUGUCAUGGGGGAGGUAUUGUGUUGGGGAUGUGUCAUGGUGGAGGUAUUGUGUUGGGGAUGUGUCAUGGUGGAGGUAUUGUGUUGGGGAUGUGUCGUGGUGGAGGUAUUGUGUUGGGGAUGUGUCAUGGUGGAGGUAUUGUGUUGGGGAUGUGUCAUGGUGGAGGUAUUGUGUUGGGGAUGUGUCGUGGUGGAGGUAUUGUGUUGGAGAUGUGUCAUGGUGGAGGUAUUGUGUUGGGGAUGUGUCAUGGUGGAGGUAUUGUGUUGGGGAUGUGUCGUGGUGGAGGUAUUGUGUUGGGGAUGUGUCAUGGUGGAGGUGUUGUGUUGGGGAUGUGUCAUGGGGGAGGUGUUGUGUUGGGGAUGUGUCGUGGUGGAGGUAUUGUGUUGGGGAUGUGUCGUGGUGGAGGUAUUGUGUUGGGGAUGUGUCAAAGUUCAGGUAUUGUGUUGGGGAUGUGUCGUGGUGGAGGUAUUGUGUUGGGGAUGUGUCGUGGUGGAGGUAUUGUGUUGGGGAUGUGUCAUGGUGGAGGUAUUGUGUUGGGGAUGUGUCGUGGUGGAGGUAUUGUGUUGGGGAUGUGUCGUGGUGGAGGUAUUGUGUUGGGGAUGUGUCGUGGUGGAGGUGUUGUGUUGGGGAUGUGUCAAAGUGGAGGUGUUGUGUUGGGGAUGUGUCGUGGUGGAGGUAUUGUGUUGGGGAUGUGUCGUGGUGGAGGUAUUGUGUUGGGGAUGUGUCGUGGUGGAGGUAUUGUGUUGGGGAUGUGUCAUGGUGGAGGUACUGUGUUGGGGAUGUGUCAAAGUGGAGGUGUUGUGUUGGGGAUGUGUCGUGGUGGAGGUAUUGUGUUGGGGAUGUGUCAAAGUGGAGGUGUUGUGUUGGAGAUGUGUCAUGGUGUAGGUAUUGUGUUGGGGAUGUGUCAUAGUGGAGGUAUUGUGUUGGGGAUGUGUCAAGAGAUGCUGUUUGAAGCAGUUGGAGUGGUCCUGCAUGCUGAAGUAGCGGAGAAGAGAACAAACAGUGCGAGACGGCUCAACUCUGGUAUGUAA
Molecule: messenger RNA, 1389 nt
Organism: Procambarus clarkii (red swamp crayfish)
Lineage: Eukaryota; Metazoa; Arthropoda; Malacostraca; Decapoda; Cambaridae
Source: RefSeq, a predicted model, not a curated record